AUGGCCGAGUUCGUUUUCGAAGACAAGGACCUGACCGGGGUCAAGGGCCAGGUUGUCGUCCUCACAGGUGGUUCGUCCGGCAUUGGCCUUGCCACCGUAGACUUGCUCCUGUCGCUGGGAGCGUCGGUCGUCAACGGUGAUGUCCAGCCCGCGCCCAAGGAGAUCUCAGGUCCUUACACGUAUGUGAAGACGGAUGUCAGCUCCUGGUCCGAGGUUCUGGAGCUCUUCAAGAAGGCCAAGGAGACCUACGGCCGCAUCGACCAUGUCUUUGCCAACGCCGGCUUGGGACCGCGUGCAAACUACAUCUCGACUGAGGUGGACGAGAACGGCGAUCUGAAGCCGCCAACGUCGGCACUGCUGGACGUCAGCCUCAACGGCGUCAUCAACACGUCCACCAUCGGCAUCUUCUACCUGCGCCAGCAGCCCGAGGGCGGCAGUAUCACCAUCACGGGAUCCACGUGCGGCCUGCAGCGUCUGCGCGCCGUUGACUACUCCGUGGCUAAGCAUGCCGUCCUGGGCUUCGGCCGAGGCCUCUAUCCACUUUUGCACGCCGCCAACAUCCCCAUCCGCGUCAAUACGCUGGCGCCGAGUUGGGCCGAGAGCAACGUGCUGCCGAACUUGAAGGAGCUGAUGCAGGCUAUUGACGUCGAGCUCCAGCCGGCAUCCGCGGUGGCAAGGGGUGCCGUCCUGGUCAUGUCCGACGCCUCGCGCGACGGCCAGGUGAUCCAGAUCCAACGUGGCCGGUAUAAGGAGAUCGACGAGACCAUCCUGCUGCCUGCAUACGAUACUGCCAGGGGUGACUACCCCAGCGAGGAGGAGGUCCUGCGACGCGCAGCCGCACUGGAGGCUGCAUAG
Messenger RNA from Grosmannia clavigera kw1407, 855 nucleotides. Its product is annotated as short-chain dehydrogenase/reductase. Bases 1 to 855 code for a protein of 284 amino acids. The record is from RefSeq and is a predicted model, not a curated record. Lineage: Eukaryota; Fungi; Ascomycota; Sordariomycetes; Ophiostomatales; Ophiostomataceae. The transcript is spliced from 3 exons.